This is a messenger RNA of Neurospora tetrasperma FGSC 2508, 1200 nucleotides long. RefSeq lists its product as uncharacterized. The record is from RefSeq and is a predicted model, not a curated record. Gene Ontology annotation, molecular function: structural constituent of ribosome. Gene Ontology annotation, cellular component: ribosome; mitochondrion. The coding region runs from base 1 to 1200 and encodes 399 amino acids. The transcript is spliced from 2 exons. Gene Ontology annotation, biological process: translation. Lineage: Eukaryota; Fungi; Ascomycota; Sordariomycetes; Sordariales; Sordariaceae.
AUGGACAAGCUGCUGCGGCGUGUGCGCAUGGCCGAGGGCAUGGUUGCCCGCCGCGCCCAGCGCAAGAACGCCCUCCUGAAGCGCAUUACAGAGAGAAAGCAGAACAAAAAGAACGGCGAAGCCUUCACUGAAGCCAUCCAACAACGAAAGGCCGCCGUCGAAGCUCGCAAUGAGGACUGGAUGUUGGGUCCCCUCGCCCCCCGCCGCGAACUCGACGAGAUAACGCUGAGCAACGGCAACUUCUUCGGCUCCCUCUCCCCCACCCGUGCCCUGCUCGAGAGCGAGGUCUCGGAAGAAGAGAGGAAGGCCCGCGUUGCCUGGUGCGGUUCUCCCAAAUUCCUCUGCAUUGCCCCCGGCGACCGCGUCGUGGUGAUCGAAGGCCACCACAAGAACCUUAUCGGCACCAUCGAGAAGCUCAACACCCGGAACAUGACAGUAGAGAUCCAAUCAGAGAAACUCAAAACAAACACGACCGUACCCCAGUUUAUGCAGAACGACGCCGACAAGCCCGUCACGCAAAUCUACGCCCGCCUUCCCAUCUCCUCGGUGCGCCUCGUCCACCCGCUCAAGGAUCCUCAGACGGGCGAGUACCGCGACGUGAUCAUCCGCGAGCUGCGCCCCCGCAACAUUGUGCACGACCGCCCCACGCGCACCCGUAGCAUGCGCCGCUUCGUCCCCGGCGAGAACAUCAUCAUCCCGUGGCCCAAGCAGGAACCCAUCAAGCGCGAAGACCAGCCGGCCGACACCCUGCGCAUCGACGUGGACGAAAAGACCUUUGUGCCCACCCUGUUCCGCCCGCCCGCGCCCCAGCAGGUCCUCGACGAGCUCCGCAACAAGUACUCCAUCUUCCGCACCCGUCAUACCCCCGAGUACAUUGCCAAGAAGGAGCAGGAGGAGCAGGAGAAGGAGGCCAAGAAGUCGGCCGCCAAGGCCAUGCUCACCCCCGUCCAGGAGUAUAACCGGAAGCAGCGCGAGCUGCGCCGUGCUCGUGGCCAGCCGGCGUUGACGGAGGAGAUGCUGGCCAAGAUUGGUGAGGUUGUGGCGAGGAAUAAGCUCGGACACCACCAGGCCGCCGGGCUCCAUCAGCCCAAGGUGAAGGAGGAGACGGUGGCACAGAUCGAGAAGGCGGUUGAGCAGUUAUCGCUUGGUGGGGAGGAGGAUGCGGCCACGACGACGAGCCCUGAGCAACCAAAGGUUUAA